Drosophila bipectinata is the source of this 973-nucleotide messenger RNA. RefSeq names its product mediator complex subunit 4 (gene MED4). Gene Ontology annotation, biological process: regulation of transcription by RNA polymerase II. NCBI's taxonomy places the organism in Eukaryota, Metazoa, Arthropoda, Insecta, Diptera, Drosophilidae. Gene Ontology annotation, molecular function: transcription coregulator activity. The record is from RefSeq and is a predicted model, not a curated record. Gene Ontology annotation, cellular component: mediator complex; core mediator complex.
UAGUAUUUAUUAGUGUAAGUUAACUAUCUAAAAGCGGUCACACUGCACCGGCCAGAAAUAAAACAAACAAUUUGCAAAAUUGACCUUAUUUUGGACUUUUCCGAGGUAAUGUCGUUUCACUUGAGCACUAAGGAGCGUCUGCUGCUUUUGGUCGACGAUAUGGAGAUGAUUUCAAAAGAGCUGAUUGAGCAAGCGCAUCAAAAAAUAUCUAGCACAGAGUUAGCCGACUUGUUGGACCUUCUGGUUGCCAAAGACGAGGAACUUCGCAAAAUGCUUGAACUGGCCGAUGAGCAGGCCAAAGUGGAAGAUGCGAUGGAUAAACUUCGUGCCAAGGUUGAGGUGCAUGACAGAGAAAUUCAGAAACUUCAGAAAUCCCUAAAGGAUGCCGAGUCCAUCCUGUCCACUGCCAUUUUUCAGGCACGACAAAAAUUGGCCAGCAUAAACCAAGCUAACAAACGUCCAGUUUCCUCAGAGGAGCUUAUCAAGUACGCCCACCGUAUUAGCUCCGCCAACGCUGUCAGUGCCCCGCUCACAUGGUGUAUCGGAGAUUUGCGGCGUCCGUAUCCAACAGAUAUUGAAAUGCGCAACGGUCUUCUCGGCAAGUCGGAACAGAACUUAAACGGGGGACCCGUUACACAUCAGAACAGUGGAAUGGCCUCAGAUCAGCAGCGUAACUUAGGGAGCAGUGGAAGUAGCAGCGGAGCCGGUGCCAGCGGCGAGGUUCCAAACUCCUAUCAAAACCAAUUCAACUGGAACCUGGGCGAGCUUCACAUGACCAUGGGCGCUUCAGGAAAUACAGUAGCACUAGAGACUCGCGCCCAAGACGACGUUGAGGUGAUGUCUACGGACAGCUCAAGCUCUAGCUCUAGCGACUCUCAAUAGGACCAGAGUGUAGUGUAUCUUACCAUAAAUAUAAGCUUAUAUUUAGUAUUAUUAAAGGCGCUUUGUUAGUAAAAUGGCAUUUAUAUAAAAA